Molecule: messenger RNA, 1132 nt
Organism: Syngnathoides biaculeatus (alligator pipefish)
Lineage: Eukaryota; Metazoa; Chordata; Actinopteri; Syngnathiformes; Syngnathidae
Product: G-protein-signaling modulator 3-like
Exons: 5
Coding region: 261-1013 (250 amino acids)
Biological process (GO): regulation of inflammatory response
Molecular function (GO): GTPase regulator activity; protein binding
Source: RefSeq, a predicted model, not a curated record
GACAGGGGGCGCGCACGGGGGGCGCGCGCGCGGGGGCGGGCUUCGUACCGCCGACACAGGAAGAAAGAAAGAAAGAAAGAAAAAGAAAGAGAGCAGAAGGAGAAACAAGUCCUGGCCCUGAGGAACGCCAGCAAUUUAUUUGUUGUUCCCGCUUUUUCCGUCAGCCCCGUCGAGGUUCUGACAAGAUGUAAACUUGGUCCACCGCGGGGGCUGCGAGAUGUUCUAGAAGAGGUCGCGCAAGGCGAGGAGGCUCCACACUGAUGGCGUGCGCCGAGCUCAACGUGGUCGGCGUGUCCGAAGGGGGCCCCCAGACGCAGGCCGCUGAAAAAGUCUCCAGCGAUGAAGAGAUCUUCGAAGCCCGCCAGGAGCAAGACCGGGACCGGGACCGGGACCGGCGCCCGGGGGAGGAAAGUCCGGAUCUGGAGAGUGACUUGUUGCAGAGCCACGGGGAUCACGCCGAGUUGGCGCCUCGGCGCCUCCCGCCGCCCGACUUCCCGGAGUCGCUGUACGAGUUGCUGUGCACGCUGCAGGAGGGCCGGCGCCUCAACGACCAGCGAUGCUCCUUCGUGCUGGGGGGCGACGGCGCGACGGCGACCAGGAGGAGGUGCCACUCCGAGCCCAACGCCGCCAAGCCCACGCACAGAGUGAUCUUCUCGUCCAUGACGUCGCUGCAGCGUGAGGAAUUUUUCGAGCUGGUGGCGAAGGCGCAGGCUCGUCGGCUGGACGAGCAGCGGGCGCAGCUGCGGAGGUCGCCGCGAGGCAGGCAGAAAAGUCGAAGCUUCCGAGGGAGUCUCAAGCAGCUCUCGUUGACCAGGAGAGUCCCCAAGGUGCCCCCCAAAGAGGAGCUCUACAACAUGAUCCUCACCACGCAGGCCCAAGGCAGGCUGGAGGAUCAGCGCAGCAGGGCCCCCGGCCCCAUGGACGACGACGACUUCUUCUCGCUGCUGCUGAAGGUCCAGGGGGGGCGCAUGGACGAGCAGAGGACUGAACUGCCUUCCAUGCUGCAAACAUGACGAGGGCGAUGCGGACGACCCCCAAAAAUGUGAACCGUCCUUUUGCUUUCUUCACAAGUACUGCACAGCCUAAAAAAUGUCAUUAAAGAAAAAGUGACGUGAACUCACCUCUCGCGCUU